GGAAGAUCUUGAGAAUCGUUGUAUGGAAGCAGGCGUUGAAAUCGUCACAAGACAAUCAUUUCUUUCCGAUCCAACUGAUGCAGUGCGUAACUUGAGACGCCAAGAUGCGCGUAUAAUUGUCGGUUUAUUUUAUGUGGUCGCCGCACGCCGGGUUCUAUGUGAAAUGUAUAAACAACAGUUGUAUGGACGCGCCUAUGUCUGGUUUUUUAUUGGCUGGUACGAGGACAAUUGGUAUGAAGUCAAUUUGGAUAACGAAGGCAUCACAUGUACUGUGGAGCAAAUGCGCAUUGCUGCCGAAGGACAUUUAACAACGGAGGCACUUAUGUGGAAUCAGAACAAUCAAACUACCAUUUCCGGCAUGACAGCUGAGGAAUUUCGGCAACGACUGAAUAGCGCCCUAAUAGAAGAUGGCUAUGACAUUAAUCACGAUCGUUAUCCCGAGGGUUAUCAAGAGGCGCCACUUGCUUACGAUGCUGUUUGGAGUGUGGCACUGGCCUUUAAUAAAACGAUGGAACGUUUGAAACAACGUAGAAAAUCCCUUCGGGAGUUCACAUAUACUGAUAAGGACAUCGCAGAUGAAAUUUAUGCAGCUAUGAAUUCAACACAAUUUCUUGGCAUUUCGGGUGUUGUUGCUUUCAGUUCACAAGGCGAUCGUAUCGCCUUAACACAAAUCGAACAAAUGGUUAAUGGAAAAUAUGAAAAACUCGGUUAUUAUGACACUCAGCUGGAUAAUUUGACGUGGUUGAAUAUGGAACAAUGGAUAGGAGGGAAGGUGCCACAGGAUCGAACAAUUGUUCGUCGCGUUCUCCGUACUGUAUCAUUACCAUUAUUCAUCUGCAUGUGCACAAUAUCAAGUUGCGGUAUCUUGGUAGCAUUAGCUUUAAUCGUCUUUAAUAUAUGGAAUAAACAUAGAAGAGUUAUACAAUCAUCGCAUCCUGUAUGUAAUACUAUCAUGCUAUUCGGUGUUAUUAUUUGCCUUGCAUCUGUCAUUUUACUAGGCAUGGAUGGACGUUUUGUGAGUCCAGAUGAAUAUCCUAAGAUUUGUCAAGCACGCGCUUGGUUAUUAUCCACCGGUUUUACACUAGCCUAUGGUGCUAUGUUCAGCAAAGUCUGGCGUGUGCAUCGAUUUACAACAAAAGCUAAAACAGAUCCAAAAAAAAAAGUUGAGCCAUGGAAGCUUUACACCAUGGUGUCAGGACUACUUUCUGUAGAUUUAGUUAUAUUAAUUGUUUGGCAGAUUUUUGAUCCGCUACAGCGCAUAUUAGAAACAUUCCCACUCGAAGAUCCUAUAUCGACGACAGAUGAUAUUAAAAUACGUCCAGAAUUAGAGCAUUGCGAAAGCGAACGAAACUCCAUGUGGCUGGGACUAGUAUAUGGCUUCAAGGGUUUAAUACUUGUCUUUGGCUUGUUCUUGGCUUAUGAGACGCGUUCCAUUAAAGUAAAGCAAAUAAACGAUUCACGUUAUGUGGGCAUGAGCAUUUAUAAUGUCGUUGUGCUAUGCCUGAUAACAACACCAGUGGGCAUGGUCAUUGCAUCCCAACAAGACGCAUCAUUCGCAUUUGUUGCAUUGGCUGUGAUAUUUUGUUGUUUCCUAAGCAUGUUGCUAAUAUUUGUGCCAAAGGUUAUUGAGGUUAUACGACAUCCAAAGGAUAAAGCCGAAUCGAAAUAUAAUCCGGAUUCCGGCAUAUCAAAAGAAGAUGAGGAACGUUAUCAGAAACUUGUCACCGAAAACGAGGAAUUGCAACGGUUAAUAUCACAGAAAGAGGAAAAAAUACGCUUACUACGCCAACGACUAGUUGAACGUGAUUCAUCAGGCAAGCCAACGGAAUUGAAUGGUACAAGUACGAAUACUGGCACUGGUACCGGUAUAGGAGCUCCUACUCAGCCAACUAGUGGCACAGCUACUACAUCACUUACAGUACAAGCGUCAACGUCCUCACAUCUAACACCCGCCGCUACGUUAGCAAUUACACAAGAUACGCUCGAUCAUCACACAUGAAAAAACGUGUCAAUUUCCUUUCGUGAUAGGUAACAGCGCCAUAAACCGCAGAAACGAAUUGAAUUAAUUAUUGAAAAUCCAAAAUAAAGCAAAAACGGU
Teleopsis dalmanni is the source of this 2098-nucleotide messenger RNA. It is a transcript of the gene GABA-B-R1, whose product is annotated as gamma-aminobutyric acid type B receptor subunit 1. NCBI's taxonomy places the organism in Eukaryota, Metazoa, Arthropoda, Insecta, Diptera, Diopsidae. The coding region runs from base 23 to 1999 and encodes 658 amino acids. The transcript has 13 exons. Gene Ontology annotation, cellular component: G protein-coupled receptor heterodimeric complex; membrane. Gene Ontology annotation, molecular function: G protein-coupled GABA receptor activity. Gene Ontology annotation, biological process: gamma-aminobutyric acid signaling pathway; G protein-coupled receptor signaling pathway. The record is from RefSeq and is a predicted model, not a curated record.